Saitoella complicata NRRL Y-17804 is the source of this 900-nucleotide messenger RNA. Its product is annotated as ankyrin. Gene Ontology annotation, molecular function: protein binding. Gene Ontology annotation, cellular component: nucleus; cytoplasm. NCBI's taxonomy places the organism in Eukaryota, Fungi, Ascomycota, Saitoellomycetes, Saitoellales, Saitoellaceae. The transcript is spliced from 6 exons. The coding region runs from base 155 to 694 and encodes 179 amino acids. The record is from RefSeq and is a predicted model, not a curated record.
AGGAUCCGCUAUCGUUGAACGUCAAGGAUGAGGAUGGUGCGUCCGAAAAGUUCUGGCCUGUCUAUUUCAAUCGAUCCUGACAGCGUCGUUUGGUGUGAUAGGUCGUACUCCGCUUCACUGGGCAUGCUCUCACGGCCAUGUCGCGGUGGUCGAUAUGCUUUUGGAGCAGAAGGACGUGGACUUGAACAUUGCAGAGGGAGCAGGAUGGACUCCCUUGAUGAUUGCGGUGUCGGCGGGACAGGAUGAGAUUGCGAAGAAGCUCCUCCAAAACCCGGAAGUGGAUGUGAACAUUCAGAGUCAUGGUGGACAAACUGCCUUGCAUUACGCAGUAUCCAAGAAGCGUCUAGACCUUGUCCCACUCCUCCUCUCACACGAACCUCCUGCAAAUGUCAAGACCAAGGACAAGGCCGGACAAACACCUCUCAUCCGUGCCGCGGCCAUCGGCUCGGUCUUUCUCAUCAACCUGCUCUUAGAGCACAAGGCGCCAUUGCAGGCCUCAGACAACCAUAAUAUGACUCCGCUGCAUCACGCGUGCGCGGAAGGGCAUGGCGAGGCUGCGAUUGAGCUGUUGAAGAAGGGCGCAUGGCCAGACAGAACGGACAAGGAUGGAUGCACGCCGUUGGAGAGUUGCGAGGAUCCGAAAGUCCGUGACUGGAUCAAGAACGAAGCGAAGAAGGAGGGCCUCAAGCUGUAGCUUUCGGGGGGGGAAAAGGGAGACAGAUGACACAUCAUUUCGCACAAGCUUUUCUCACUAUCAAUAAAUAUCUGCUAUACCCGGUGGUUUUCUGUUGCCGUCGGAUUUUCAUGUCGGGCCGGUCGAUUGACUUCAUUCUGCAUCGGGGCUGCUUCGCGGUGCCCAGCCUUCUGCGAGUGCUGCAGAACUGACCACCAGCAUUCUGG